CGCAGCGCCUUCGAGUUCGAGCAGGUCAUCGGGCGAGGCGCCUUCGGCCGGGUCUGGAAGGCCACCCACAAGCGCACGCGGACAGCCUUUGCGGUCAAAGAGAUGUCAAAGGCAGUGGUGCUCGCCAAAAAGAGUGUGGGGGCAGUGUUGAAUGAGAAAGAGUUACUGGCGAGGCUGAAGUCAAGCUCGAUCGUGAACAUGUACUAUGCCUUCCAGGACAGGACCACGCUGUACUUGGUCAUGGACUACCUCCCAGGCGGGGACUUGCGGCAUCACCUGGGAGUGCGGAGGUUCAGUGAGAAGGAAGCCCGGUUCCUGAUCGCCUGCGUGGUGCAGGGACUGGCCUACCUGCACCGCAGCCACAUCGUGCACCGUGACAUCAAGCCCGAAAACCUAGUGUUCGACGAACGCGGCUAUCUUCGGAUAACGGACCUGGGGAUUUCAAAGCUGCUGCGGGCAGAUAACAGCGCAGACACCAGCGGCACUCCUGGCUACAUGGCCCCGUAAAUCCUCUGCCGGCAGAACUACUCAUACGAGGUCGACUUCUUUGCUCUGGGAGUUAUACUCUAUGAGCUGAUGCUAGAGGAGCGGCCCUACCAUGGCCGCAAUCGCAAGGAAAUCCGCGACCUCAUUCUCGCCAAGCAGGUCCAGAUCCGCAAAAGCCAGAUUCCUCACGGCUGGUCUCCUCACGCCGCCGACCUGGCCAACCGCCUCAUCCAGCGCAAGCCUGCCUGCAGACUCGGCGCAGGAGGGGUCGCAGAAAUUAUGACGCACUCUUGGUUCCGUGACAUAAGCUGGAAGCGCGUGGCUGCGCGGGACUACGAACCCCCCUUUGUGCCAAAACCGCGAGGACAUGCGGGCCAGGUCAGUCUACAAAGCGAGGCGGACUUAGUCGACAAGAACAACCUGCUGCUGCGAGGAAGGGACUGCGCCGAGCUAUUCGAAGACUACUAUUUUGACAGUUGUGUGAAGACCUAG
Messenger RNA from Hippocampus zosterae (dwarf seahorse), 978 nucleotides. RefSeq names its product probable serine/threonine-protein kinase DDB_G0277449. NCBI's taxonomy places the organism in Eukaryota, Metazoa, Chordata, Actinopteri, Syngnathiformes, Syngnathidae. Gene Ontology annotation, molecular function: ATP binding; protein serine/threonine kinase activity. Gene Ontology annotation, biological process: peptidyl-serine phosphorylation; intracellular signal transduction. The record is from RefSeq and is a predicted model, not a curated record. The transcript has a single exon.